This is a messenger RNA of Aspergillus tanneri, 1917 nucleotides long. It is a transcript of the gene SPT8, whose product is annotated as WD40 repeat domain-containing protein. The record is from RefSeq and is a predicted model, not a curated record. Gene Ontology annotation, molecular function: TBP-class protein binding; transcription coregulator activity. Bases 1 to 1917 code for a protein of 638 amino acids. The transcript has 3 exons. NCBI's taxonomy places the organism in Eukaryota, Fungi, Ascomycota, Eurotiomycetes, Eurotiales, Aspergillaceae. Gene Ontology annotation, cellular component: SAGA complex. Gene Ontology annotation, biological process: regulation of transcription by RNA polymerase II; chromatin organization.
AUGGCUUCGGUUGUGGAAGAAGAAGAUGAUCGAGAUUUGGCAGGCUCGCAGGAUGGAAGCUCGGAUAACGAAAUGGAUGAUACUCUCCGGGACGCAGAUGACGGUGCGAACGACAACGAGGCCGACGCUGACCAAGACGCGGAUCAGGACGCAGACAGUCAAUCCAAUGCCAGCCAUGUAUCCGAGAGUGCGGAGACAAACACACAACAAAACCCAGACGUUGACAUGACCUCACAUGGACCUACACAUGUCGCGUCUGAUCCUAUGUUAGCGCUCCACCCCAGCGUGCGCCGCGAAUGCCUGACGGCCUCGACGUACGAUAUCGUCCCUACGACAGCCGCACCUCACAGUACUUCGAUUAACGCAGUAACCGCCACAGCAGACAUGAGAUGGGUAUUUAGUGGAGGAUCGGAUGGAUAUGUGCGAAAGUUCAAUUGGGUUGACUCGAUCAACGGCAAAUUGAUGCUUACCGUAGCGCAAAGGCACCCGUUUGUUGACAGCGUGAUGAAGGCGGGUGUGCUCAUGACUUACUGGGAAAACAUGGAUGGGAAUAAUCUAUCUCCUGUAUAUUCCUUGGCUAGUCACAGUGAGGGUCUAUGGCUAUUGUCUGGUCUAGAGUCAGGCGCCAUUCGACUACAGUCUGUUCGCCAUGAUGAAGGCAAGGAGAUAGCGCUACUCCAACAACAUACCUCAGCCGUGUCUGUAUUGAAUCUAACGAGUGACGAAAAGUCCCUGCUUUCGGGAAGCUGGGACAAACGAGUAUUUGAUUGGGACCUGAACACCGGGCAACCCAGACGCACAUUUGGCUCCAGUGCCAGGCAAAUCUCAUCACUCGACAUACGGCCACAAUCCAGCCUCCCAGUCCCUGUAAAUACAACCGAUAAUUUCCAGCCGAACGGCACGUAUUCAUCCAACAACCAGGCGAGUGGUGGCGGUAGUCUCAACUACAUGGACACUUCAAACGAGCAAGGGGACCCCUCAAAUCUGCCGGCGGGCUCGCCAGCAGACUCACUAUUUGGGGGAGCCGAUUCGUUGUUUGGAGAUGCAGAUGGUGCUGGCGGGGACGGUGCAAGCGCAUCAGACAAUGCCUUUGGCAUAGACGAGGACGACGAGUUUGGCAAAGCUCUUGCCAACGGCGUCCUUCCUGAUACCGAUGCGCCAGGAGAACCUGACUCGAUGGAACAGCAGAAUGGUGUUGCAGAAAUAUCUGCAGAUCCCACUAAUACCGGUAAUCCAACCAUGGAUGUCAAUGCUUCAUCCCAACAACAGGCGAUCCUUGAGGGUAAUGUUCCCAAUGGCUCAGCACAGCCGGUUGUAAAUGGGCUUCCGCAUGCCGACGACCUAGAGGCACCUUCACAGAUCCAGGACUUUGGUCAAACAACACAAUCAGCAACUGGUAUCGGCCCAGACAAUGUCUUCCUGGCCGCAUCAAUUGACGGCACUAUCCGUGUCUGGGACAGACGACAGCCGGACACCAUUUCACGCAUCACUCCUCGCAAUUCUCCUCCAUGGUGCAUGAAUGCAUGCUGGUCGCCCGACGGCAACUACAUUUACGCCGGUCGCCGAAACGGCACUGUUGAGGAGUUUAGCCUUCACAAAGGUCUGCGGGACCCCGAGCGGAUCUUCAAAUUUCCUCAAGGAAGCGGGCCGGUCACCGCACUGCGGGCGAUGCCUAAUGGGAGACAUAUUGUCUGUGCCUCUCACGAUAUUCUCCGACUCUACGAUCUAAAACAUGAGCAAGUCGCACGUCACUCAACUGUGCCAUUCCUCAUCAUCCCGGGACACCGGACAGGAACCGUUUCACAACUCUAUAUUGACCAAUCCUGUCGGUUCAUGGUUUCGACCAGCGGCAACAGAGGCUGGGAGGGCAACACCACCGAAGUGUUGCUGGGGUACGAAAUCGGUGCUCCGCGAUGA